Messenger RNA from Ceratosolen solmsi marchali, 517 nucleotides. RefSeq names its product biogenesis of lysosome-related organelles complex 1 subunit 2 (gene Blos2). Gene Ontology annotation, biological process: endosomal transport; lysosome localization. The transcript has a single exon. Gene Ontology annotation, molecular function: gamma-tubulin binding. Gene Ontology annotation, cellular component: gamma-tubulin complex; BLOC-1 complex; BORC complex. The record is from RefSeq and is a predicted model, not a curated record. NCBI's taxonomy places the organism in Eukaryota, Metazoa, Arthropoda, Insecta, Hymenoptera, Agaonidae. Bases 17 to 505 code for a protein of 162 amino acids.
UGAAGAAGUAUAUAAGAUGGCAAGUGAAGCAAGUAAAGAAGAAUUGCGGUCCGAGCAUCCUAAUUUAGAAACUUGUGAAGCAGAUUCGAAUCUAAGGUUCGAGUCUCCCAAAAAAGGUACGACUCUCUCGACAAGCACAAGUAGUUUUGAAGCUUUGGAUCCGCACGAUCCUAAUCUUAGUCGACUUGCAAAUACAAUGUUCCAAAAGACUAGCGAGUAUCUUCAAGAAGAAUUAACUGCGACUCACGAAGACUAUAGACUACUGGAGCGAUUGAAUAAAGAAACUAGUGCUAAGUAUUCAGAACUUAAAACUAUUUCUUCAAACGUUUCUCAGUCAUUGGAUUUACUUAAUCAAAAAUACAAAAAAUUACAACCAGUUCUUGAUAAUAUAAAUCAAAUAGACGAUAGUGUAACGAAAUUGGAACAAGCAGCUUAUAAAUUACUUGCAUAUUCAAAUAGAUUAGAAUCUAAAUUUAAAGAUAUUGAAAAGGAUAUUAAAAAGUAAUAAUUUCUUUAU